Effrenium voratum is the source of this 2094-nucleotide messenger RNA. Lineage: Eukaryota; Dinophyceae; Suessiales; Symbiodiniaceae. The record is from the annotation of a GenBank genome assembly.
AUGUACGAUCAGAACUUGUCGGAGCUUGAGCUGUUCCACGAAAUCGAUCAGAACGGCGAUGGUAUCCUCACUCGGGGUGAGAUGGCGGCAGCGUUGAGGCGCCUGGGUUGCCCGCUGUCCCCGAGCGAACUGGACGGGGUGCUGCGCUGCUUCGACGCCGACGGCUCUGGCAGCAUCGACUUCUCGGAGUUCUACUUGAUCAUCAAGGAGGAGUCCGAUCUCAUCGAGCGGAAGGAGCCGGAAGCAAAGGACCCCCGGCUCUGCGGCUUCACCGUGGGAGACCGCGUCCGCCUGAAGUGCAAGCUCCUCUCAGAACUCUCUGGGGCUUCGCUCUUGAAAGAUGACUUCAACGUCACAACGGGCAAGGUGAUGGGCCCAGGGAAGAGGCAAGGCAUCAUCACCAUAGCUCUGGAGAAGAACGGAGAAGAGAUGACUGUCAAGGCCGGGCUUCUGGCAAGGCUGACGGCCACCAAGGGGCAUCACCACGGCUGCAUGUGCCCCACCUGCUUCGUGGAAUGCUACGGCACGGAUUACUUCGGUUAUGCUCCAGAUGAUGAGGAGAACCCGUACAUGCCCAAGAACGAGGUAUCCACCGCCAGCCCCGCCUCCCCGAGCAGCGGGCUGAGUCCGCGCUCCACGCGGGACGGCAGCCCCAUGUCCAGCCCCACCGCCACGGCCCGGGGCGCUCUCGAUCGAUCGUGCCAUCAGGAUGCCUACGGGGUGAACUUUGUGGCACAGCUGGCGGGCGAGAAGCGCUGGCUGCUCUUCGAGCCGGACAGCUCCUGGCUCCAGCCGCACCGCUUGCCCUACGAGGACUCAUCCACCUUCACAGACUUUGAUCCUUUGAGCGCGCGCCAGCUGCCCGUUGACGUCGCCGGGCAGAGGCGCUGCGGGCUGCAGGCGGUACUUGGGCCUGGGGAUGUGCUGGCGGUGCCGCGGCACUGGUUCCAUGCAGUCGAAUGUGUCUCAGACUGGUCCUUGUCCCUGAACCAGUGGUUCGAUGCCGCAGGAGACGCAGAGCAGCGGGUGCCCCGCUCAAAUGAAGCCAUGGGCUCACGCCUUGUGCACGAGGCGGUGGCCCGAUGCCUGGCCUCACCGCUGCUGGAAGCCAGGCCUGAACCCUGGUGGCUGAACCCCGACGAGGAAUUGCAGGACACUGCAGGAAACUUGGAGUAUCUGACAUCUGCAUUGGAGGUCGUGGCUGGCGAGGAGGUGGACGCGUCCGCCGUGCAGGCGGCGUUGCUACGGGCGGCCACGCGCCCCGAGGUGGUCUCCAAGAUCGUGGCCUUGGUGAAAGAGGAAGUCCUGUCGAGCGCGGCAGCUGGAAAAGCUCGACGUCUCGCGAGGCCGGCCCUGGCAAACGGUCCGGCGGUGCGCUUCACGGCGGAGCCUUCGCGUCGGACCGAAGUUCGCCAGAAGACGGGGGCGUCGGUCCGCGGCGGCAGUCAGGCCUUGUGCGUGGCAGCCAUUGCCGGUGCCAGGCGUGUGGCGCGGACUUUGCGGCGCCCACAUGGCAGGCUGCGCCCGCUCUGUGCUCUGGAGCCGGCCGCUGCUCAAGCCACCGAGGUGUUGGUAGACUUCCAAGCCUUUGUGGAGUGGCUGGUCAACCUGGAGCGCAUGAGAGGCAAAAGUGCGCCUCGCACCUAUCGCAGCCUGGACCGCCGCGUAAAGAGCCUCACUCGCAGGCUGAAAGUGCGGGGUAUCCACCUCUGCUUCGUGGCCAAAGAUGCCGCCGACUGCUGCAGCGCGCCAGAGGAUGCGCACCUCUGGCUGGCGGAGGACCAGAUUCGAGCCUCGCUGAAAGGGAGCUGCUGGAAGAAAUGUGGCGAGCUGAGGCGGGCGAGUGUCAGAUUCCGGGAACUGGCUGCCUGCCUCGAGGCUUGCCGAGCUCGCCGAAGCGAAGACGCGGCCGGGCCCCGGCGAGGUGCAAAGUUGCCUGCAGCCCAUGGCUUCUGCGAGUUCACUGGAAGGCAAUGUGCCUGGGUGGCUACAGCGAGCGCAAGGAGGGCCUGCGGAUGCCAUGGAUGCGCGACUGCAAGAGCUGGCAGCUUUCUUGAUGCUGCACCCGCUCGACUUGGAGCAUUUGCCGAUUGA